Messenger RNA from Impatiens glandulifera, 844 nucleotides. RefSeq names its product ubiquitin-conjugating enzyme E2 variant 1C-like. The coding region runs from base 144 to 584 and encodes 146 amino acids. Lineage: Eukaryota; Viridiplantae; Streptophyta; Magnoliopsida; Ericales; Balsaminaceae. The transcript has 4 exons. The record is from RefSeq and is a predicted model, not a curated record. Gene Ontology annotation, cellular component: nucleus. Gene Ontology annotation, biological process: protein K63-linked ubiquitination; DNA damage tolerance.
AUUGGAAGUCGCGUUGGAAGAUUGAUUUUAUCUCUCUUCCCAUCUGAAGCUGCCCGCCUGCCUGCCUUCCUUCAAUUGAUUGAUUACUUCAUCUGGGCCUUCUUCCUUUCCUUUCCUUUCCUUUCCUUGAUUGCUUAAUCUCCAUGACGAUCGGUUCAGCUGGAUCCAGCGUUGUCGUUCCUCGAAACUUUAGAUUGCUUGAGGAACUUGAACGUGGGGAAAAGGGUAUUGGAGAUGGUUCAGUUAGUUAUGGAAUGGAUGAUGCUGAUGACAUUUACAUGCGUUCUUGGACUGGUACAGUACUUGGACCACAUAAUACUGUUCAUGAAGGACGAAUCUAUCAACUGAAGCUUUUCUGUGACAAGGAUUAUCCCGAGAAGCCUCCAAUUGUUCGUUUCCAUUCACGUGUGAAUAUGAACUGCGUGAAUCAUGAUACUGGGGUGGUUGAACCAAAGAAGUUUGGAUUAUUGGGAAACUGGCAACGCGAUUACUCCAUGGAAGACAUACUUACUCAGCUACGGAAAGAAAUGGUGUCCCCACACAACCGAAAGGCUGCCCAGCCCCCGGAGGGCACUUAUUACUAGUGACUCUUUCGGAAAAUGUUGUUGACUUGAAAUUAUCGGUAUGUAUCUCUAUCUCUCUUUUUUUUCUCCUUCUUUAGCCAUCAUUUUGCUCACACAAAAAUGAUGGCAUAUGUCUUAGACAACUGUUAAUUAACAACAUUGGGUUAAAAAAAAACACCUUGUGGAAGUGUAAUGUUCUUCUUCCUCUUCUUCACCCAAUGGAGAACUUACUGUAUGUAAAUCUCUAUUAAUAUUACUUUAAUUAUGAUUGUUGUGCUUUA